Molecule: messenger RNA, 324 nt
Organism: Ipomoea nil (Japanese morning glory)
Lineage: Eukaryota; Viridiplantae; Streptophyta; Magnoliopsida; Solanales; Convolvulaceae
Exons: 1
Coding region: 1-324 (107 amino acids)
Biological process (GO): translation
Cellular component (GO): ribosome
Molecular function (GO): structural constituent of ribosome
Source: RefSeq, a predicted model, not a curated record
AUGAACUGGUUGCGGAACCGCGUCUCGGCCGCCGUCUUCACUCGUCCCAGUGCUUCCCUGAACUCAGUGAGUUGGGAGCUCCAACAAUGCCGCGGAAUCCGAGUGAAGGUCUUUAACAACAAUCUAGAGAGAGCAUUGGCGGUGAUGCAAAGGAUGAUGCAGUCCAGCGGGAUUGAACGGAUCAUAAAGCGCCAGCAGCCUCGCCAUAUCAAGAACUGCGAGAAGCGGGUACUCGCUAAGAAAGCCCUCCAGCGUAAGGUCCGCUCCCAAGAACUCGCUCGCAAGCUCAAAUCCAUCCUCGUCAAGAAAGUCAGGGGUCUGUAA